Molecule: messenger RNA, 291 nt
Organism: Penicillium bovifimosum
Lineage: Eukaryota; Fungi; Ascomycota; Eurotiomycetes; Eurotiales; Aspergillaceae
Exons: 3
Coding region: 1-291 (96 amino acids)
Source: RefSeq, a predicted model, not a curated record
AUGUUGCUACAGUACCGUUUACCCUCGCUUCGCUCGGGCGGCUUGAAGGCGAAGUCCGUACUAGCUGACUCCCUUGUAUGGAAGCGCUGUACGACCUCUGGAAAUACCACAUUUUCUGUUGCAUCCGAGCCCUCUACGUGUAGGACCGUGGCCCUCGGUCAUCUCCAAUGGCACAUGCGGGAUCGUGUGCUCCGCGCCUUUAUAGUCGCCUGCGAUGAUACGGGCGGUGAUAGUCCAAUCAUACAGACCCGUGAUGAUGAGACGGGUGCCGUUGCAGAGCCGUCCUCUUGA